Molecule: messenger RNA, 498 nt
Organism: Mesocestoides corti
Lineage: Eukaryota; Metazoa; Platyhelminthes; Cestoda; Cyclophyllidea; Mesocestoididae
Source: the annotation of a GenBank genome assembly
AUGAGAGGAAGACCGUACCAAAGGCGAUACGAACGCAGUGAAUAUUCGGGCAAAUUAACGUAUUCGUACGAUGCCCACGCCAUAUCGACAGAAAUACCAAAACGUUUCACAACGAAAAGCGAUCCCACGUUUUUGGAUAACAAAGUACCUGUUGAGAACUCAAGUGGCUUUAUGGAAAUUACAGAUACACUUCAAGCAGCCGAAUGCGAGGCAUUUGAUGACGAUACACUGAAUGAAAACUCAACUGACUUUAACCCCAACGCUGCAUACUCACCCACGAAGUUGCCAUCAGAUUCCCUAAGCACGCCUUCCCAUGAGGAAUCUCACCACAAACAGUCUUAUCCCUCAGCUUCUCCUACCACUUCGUCUUCAAAUAUCACUCGUGCUCAUUUUGUUGCCGUAAAUUUAUUGUCUAGGCGUUCUACUUCUCUCGGGUCUCUCACUUUGGGCUUCGGUGUUCUUCAAUUUCUCAGUAUAUUUUACAAACUCUUCAUCUGA